AGGAAGGCCAUGCAGCGUAUGCACCGAUCAGGGGAUACGGGAUACUGGUAUGUCAUCUGCAGAUCCCCUCAGUCUCUGUCAGAUUUGAUGAGGAGCUUUCUGGAAGAUACUUUCUGAAGUAGUUUCUGACGGCACUAUGCACAUGUACAUGGUAGCAGGGGCAUUAUUUGUGGGCCUCCCUUACAGUAUCUCUCUGGUUGCUCAAUGGCUCUAUGGCUGGCCAAAAAAACCUGGGUACAAAAAAUAUAUAGAGGCUCUCAAACCAAGGCGCAUAUACUGCUUGACAAGAGCUGUGCUUGAGAUGCUGAAGUAUAUGCAGUAUGGCAAACUGUAUUUUCAGUGGAAAUUGUGGUACAGUAAUGACAAAAAUAACAAGCACUAUGAGAAAGGCAUCACCUUUGGCCGUCGAGGUAACAAGCUAGAUUUAUACUACUCACCAAGCACGGGUCAUUCAAAUGCAGCUCCUGUGCCGGUAGUUGUGUUUGUGUAUGGAGGUGCUUGGGGCUCAGGUGACAGAUCCAUUUAUUGUCUGUUAGCACUGCAAAUGGCAAAAGAGCUAAAUGCCUCCGUAAUUUGUCCAGAUUAUUCCAUAUAUCCAAAGGGAAAUGUUUUAAGUAUGGUUCAAGACAUCAGUGACAGUUUGCUGUGGGUGAGAGAAAGGGGCAAUUCCUUUAACCUUGACCAAGAAAACAUAGUUUUAAUUGGUCAUUCUGCAGGGGCUCAUCUUUGUGCUCUUACCACACUAUUUCUGGUGAAAGGUGUUGAAGAGCUGGUCAUUGAGGCCCACAAACAGAGAGAACUUGCAUCUGCCAUAAAAGGAAUCAUAGGUCUGAGUGGAGUAUACAGUAUAAUGGAUCAUUAUAAGCAUGAGAAAAUGCGGGCUGUUGAAUAUGUGUCAACUAUGCACAAAGCUAUGGAUGGCGUGGAGAACUUUGAUUAUUACUCACCAACAUCAUUACUCAAGAAAUUGAACAAGGAUCAAUUGAAACGAGUUCCUCCAGUGGCGUUACUCCAUGGAACCAAUGAUAUCAUAGUUCCAGUGGAAUCAUCAGUUAGAUUCUCUGAUCUCCUCACUUCGCUUUCCAUCAAGAUGUCCCUGUAUCUAAUACCCAAAAUGAACCACACUGAGAUGGUCACUGAUCUUAUGGCACCAGACAGGCACUUUUACCAUACUGUUUAUGGCUGUAUUAAACAGGAGUACAGUACAUUUCAGUGUUGUUGAUUCAUACUGUAUUCACUAAAGUAACAAACUUACUAAUAUCAUUUGUUUAAUACGACAGUCAUUAUCACUCAGUCUUUGUAUUUUCACUAUGUUAUAACAUUAUAACUAUGUUACUGUAAGUUUACAGUCCAGUUCUAAUUCUCCUGAAAUGUUUUGAUGUAGUACUUUCCUCAUUUCAAAAAAUGUGUUCAAUAUCCCAUUGUUCAAGAUGCUGAAAGCUCUUUGCUUGUUGUGUUGAAUAACAAAUUCUAUUUAAAAACAUGUAUUUUAAUGUUUAAUUCUAUGUGAAGAAAGAAGAGAAUGUUACAAUUAAGGCAGGAAGAAAAAUAAUAAAUGUACAAUUAUGUCUCCUUCAUGGAAAUGUAAUAUAAGACAUGUUACCUAUAUUGUAGGUUUAAUUGUGUAGAUUGAUUUAUCAAAAUCAUACAUUAAAUGUUUUUUUCUCUGU
Molecule: messenger RNA, 1670 nt
Organism: Xyrauchen texanus (razorback sucker)
Lineage: Eukaryota; Metazoa; Chordata; Actinopteri; Cypriniformes; Catostomidae
Exons: 9
Coding region: 137-1222 (361 amino acids)
Source: RefSeq, a predicted model, not a curated record